Penicillium malachiteum is the source of this 2547-nucleotide messenger RNA. RefSeq names its product protein slx4 (gene slx4). NCBI's taxonomy places the organism in Eukaryota, Fungi, Ascomycota, Eurotiomycetes, Eurotiales, Aspergillaceae. The coding region runs from base 1 to 2547 and encodes 848 amino acids. Gene Ontology annotation, molecular function: 5'-flap endonuclease activity. The record is from RefSeq and is a predicted model, not a curated record. The transcript has a single exon. Gene Ontology annotation, cellular component: Slx1-Slx4 complex; nucleus. Gene Ontology annotation, biological process: DNA repair; DNA replication.
AUGGCGAGCGUUGCAGAGGCUAUCAUUUUGUCCUCUUCUCCGACGCUGCCUAUGCGAACGCCCACGAAGAGUUCGAAUAAUCCCAGCAAGCUCCCGGAUCCAUCGCCACUGGAUCAAGCGCCACCGCCCUUGCCAUCGCCCUCCAAGCUACCAUGUCCGACGCGAUCUGGAUUCUUCCCCAAGUCUAAGACGACCGAGAAAACAACCCGGAAGAAACGUCAGCCUGCGAAAAAGGCAGAAAAAACCGCUCCAGAUGAGAAGGAUGUCUCUAAAGCACCCCCGAAGACGAAAAAAGCUACGACGGAACCCAAUCGAGACCCGGAGAUGGGAUCAAUUGACUCCAGGGAUAACCUCGCGAAGAAAGCUCUAGCGAAGAAGAAAAGUGCACCCCGAACAAGCAAGAAGGCGAAGGACGUUGGAAAUAUGAAAUUGUCUGGCAAAGUCAGUAAAGCAAGUGACGCUUCUCAGGCAACGACAGAGGAGAAAGCAGAGCCGAAGUCUGGUUCCAAAGCAAAAGCCGCCGCUGAAUCCGCUGAGACCAAAGAGCCUGAAGAUUUGAGCUUAAACGAAGCUUUGAAAUUGGACGAAGCAAUGGCGAGACGUCGUGACUGGACUCCUCCGAAAGAGACUCCCCUGAUAAACGUUAGUGCGGAGGACGAAGCGCCCGAAAUCCGCGAAACAGGUGGAUUUGGCAGUCUGCUUUCAGACUUCAAUUACGCUGGCAGCGCGUCAGACUCUUGUGAUAUUGGUCUGAAAGUAGACAAUGGAGGUCCAACAAAACGAAGAAGAAUCGAGGUAUGUGAGAAGAAAUUUGGCAACCCUCUUUUGGUGCUGAAUACUAAUGCCCCGAAGCUGGUCGAUCCUACAUUGCAAUCCAUGAUUACAGGAAAAACGGGCACAAAAAGAUCAACAACUAGCUCACCAACCAAAAACAAACCUCCAAAAAGCCAGAAGAAAUUCACCACUCUAACGGCUAGGAUGACAGCGCAAUAUGCUUCAAACGAAGUUUCACACUCUGACUUGAUGGAGGAUGUCUUGCCGGACAUCAGCAAAGCCAAAUCUCGUCGAAAAGCCAAGUCGGCAGUGGAGGAACCUUCAUUUAUUGUCCUAUCUCCCGAAGCCGCUACAAAAGCUUUGAAUGACCAGGAUCUUAUCUUCGGUACUUGUAGUCAGCUGGAGAGAGAAGAUUCUCCAGAAACUUUGAGAGAGCUGCAACAAGCUAUUCGCGAAUCUGAAAGUAUUUCAUAUAGCGGACAGAUCAUCGGGUAUGGUACGCCUACGCGCCUGGGAGCUGGCUUGACAGGCACAAAGAACUUGUGGGGAGUUGCAUCUCGAGACGCCAGCGGAGCUUUGGUUCAAGCAGAGAAAAAAGCGCUUGCUCCUUCAAAAGAGGCUCCCUCAAACGUAUCCAAGACCAACACAAGGAAUCCUCGAAAUGUCUCCAUAGGUCUUGAGGAUGAUUGGCUCGAUCUUGAUCUUGAUAUUGACACACCUGUCUCUUCAAAGAAUACCUCACAGCUGCAUCAAGGAGCCUUUCCACUUGCCGUCAAUGAGCAGCCACCGCUUGGCACAACCAUUCCAGCUCCAGCUGGCAAAAAGACAGCUGGACAGCCUGCUUCGAGUAGCCAGCAAGCUGACUCACAGCGGCCUUCCAUGCCGCAUUAUGCUGGAUUCACAGAUGCCGAACUGUCAAAGCAAGUUGCUACCUUUGGAUUCAAGUCUGUAAGAGGCCGCAAGAAGAUGAUCGAUCUGCUCCAAAAGUGCUGGGAAUCUAAGCAUGGGAUUAGUGAUAUACCCGCUGAAGUCCAAGCACCAGCUCCGAAAAAUGAUACGCAGAAAACGGAGCCAGCUCAAAAGCCAAAGCCCAAGAGCAAAGUGAAAACCAAGUCUACUAUAUCUUCGACGGCAAAGGACAAUGCAAUUUCAGUCUGUGAAAAUGCUUUGGUCAGCCCAAAGAAACAGCGGAAGCCGGCGAAAGCUCCUGCGCCCUCUCCAUCAUUCAUCGACGUUGAUGAAAUUCAAGACUCUGAGGAAGAGAUAUUUUUAUCACCAAGUCGAGUACAGCAACGAUAUACCCCUAAGUCUGGCCGCUUAUCCCCAGAACGUACGCUGGACAUAUUGACCAACAUAUCGCAUAAAUCCCCCGCGAAACGAAAGCCCUCUUCCAGGGGACCAACCACCAAGACCACAAAGACCAUCAGGGCCACCAAGAAAACAGCAAUAUCUGCGCCAGUUGUUGCCUCUGACCAAGCGACUGCAUCCAGACAGCAAAUCUUGCCUGACUUAUUGACCCAAAUUACCAAAGCUGUGCGGGUACAGCCAAAGCUCUCCCCAUCAUCUUCUUCUACAGGCAGUCGCAAGUAUCCGACGUGGCAUGAGAAGAUACUCACGUACGAUCCAAUUAUUUUGGAAGACCUUGCAACAUGGCUGAACGUCGAGGGACUUCGGCUUGUUAACGAAGAUCGCGAGGUCAGUCCAUUAGAUGUGAGGACAUGGUGCGAGAGUAAAGGCAUCUGCUGUUGUUGGAAGCAAAACGCAACCUGGUGA